CCAGCUAGCCUACAAACCUAUCCUCUGGAUCCUUCGAGUUGGCACCGCUUCCUCCCACCUCCAAUUUCUUUCUCGCACAGUGACGGUCGCCAACCGUCCUCAUGACGAUCGUUGCACCUCACCUGUCGCCCUCUUGGUGGACGUCGCUGUCCGUCACCAUCUUGAUCCUGAACUUCUUGGCUCCAUCGGAAGCGCAGAAUACGAACGUCACCUGCGGACCCGAUUGGGAUUGGGCGCAGAAUAGCAAAGGACAGAACCCAUGUCUAGUGGCGGCAUAUCUGAUGGAAAUGUGCUAUUACCCCACAAGCCCAACCGGUGACGCGUCGACUCAAAAUGAGUGUGUGUGUUCCACUCCUGUGUAUCAACUCAUGUCUGCCUGCGGUGCAUGCCAAGGUCGGUUGUUUGUUGGUUGGCAAGAAUGGAAGUUCUACUGUCCAAGUUACGGGUUUGGCGCUGGCCAGUUUCCAAAGGCGGUUCCUGUUGGCACGGCCGUUCAGUACUGGGCCCAAAUUGACCCCGCAAUAUGGGGCGAUAACUUCAACGCUGAUCGUGCCAAAGCUAUUGGAGGUAUAGUACUCUGGUUCACUCCUGAGAUUGCAUGAUGCGAUGAGACUGUCCGGAUGAAAGAUGAACCUGAGUUGACGUCAUCAAACUCUACUCUGACCUCUACCUCAUCUUUCUCUACAUCGUCUUCAUCCGCCCGUCCCACAACGACCGUAAGCCACACAGGAAGUUACGGUUCUGGCUCUUCGAAUCGCAAUCGAAGAAUGGGUUCCCAGUCAGACGAGUCGACGCGGGUGGUUCCGGACUCGGAGAAUGGCAAGGCGGGGGGCAAGACCGUAUCUCUGGCGAACAAUAGUCUAG
Molecule: messenger RNA, 864 nt
Organism: Cantharellus anzutake
Lineage: Eukaryota; Fungi; Basidiomycota; Agaricomycetes; Cantharellales; Hydnaceae
Exons: 9
Coding region: 102-602 (166 amino acids)
Source: RefSeq, a predicted model, not a curated record